Molecule: messenger RNA, 465 nt
Organism: Salvelinus fontinalis (brook trout)
Lineage: Eukaryota; Metazoa; Chordata; Actinopteri; Salmoniformes; Salmonidae
Product: fas apoptotic inhibitory molecule 1-like
Exons: 3
Coding region: 1-465 (154 amino acids)
Biological process (GO): canonical NF-kappaB signal transduction; negative regulation of extrinsic apoptotic signaling pathway via death domain receptors; positive regulation of neurogenesis
Source: RefSeq, a predicted model, not a curated record
AUGAUGGCCGGAGAUGUUGUUGGUAUCUGGGAGGUGGCGUUAAGCGAUGGGGUUUACAGGAUUGAGUUUGAACACGGCACGGCGACAGGGAAGAGGGUUGUUUGGAUCAAUGGACAGGAGGUGCUCAGAAGAGAUUGGAUGUUCAAACUGGUUGGAAAGGAGACCUUCACAGUGGGAGGCAUGGAAACAAAAGCAACAGUAAACAUUGAGGCUAUCAGUGGCUUUACCUACGAGUACACCUUGGAGAUUGAUGGCAAGAGUCUCCAGAAGUUCAUAGAUAACAGAUCCAAAGUCACUAAGACGUGGGUGCUGCAAGGAGAGUUUGUGGAUGACGGAACAGAGACACACUUCACGGUGGCAGACCAUGACUGCUGCAUCAAGGCUUUGAGCAGUGGGAAGAAGAGAGCUGGCAUCAUCCAUUACUUAAUGGUGGAUGGGGAAGCAGUGCCCGGCUGGACAGAUUGA